This is a messenger RNA of Naegleria fowleri, 4020 nucleotides long. RefSeq lists its product as uncharacterized. The record is from RefSeq and is a predicted model, not a curated record. NCBI's taxonomy places the organism in Eukaryota, Heterolobosea, Eutetramitea, Acrasida, Naegleriidae. The transcript is spliced from 4 exons. Bases 1 to 4020 code for a protein of 1339 amino acids.
AUGUCCUUGUUAUUGUUGACAACAAACAAUAGCAAUGAUCAUUUGGUUUAUGGUAUGAGCUACACGAAAAGUGCCUUCACAAGUGCUUGCUCAUCAUGUACCAGUGCUUUUGGUCAAUUCACUUACGAUGGUUCCCAAUUUCUUUACACGACAGCAUUAGGUGCCGGUAAUAAUCUUUUGAAAAUUGACCUCACUGGAUCACCUCCCCAAACGAUCACAACAAUCUCUGUUGGAGCUCAACCAAAGUUUGCAUCCUAUGACAAUGGUUUUGUGUACUACGUUAAUGGAAAAACCAUUUACAAGUAUGACGGUACUACCUCGUCCACUUUUUUCGGCACCGGUGGGAACUCCAACCUUUUCGCCUUGACACGUGAUGGUUUCAAGGCUGUGUACGGCAAAGGUAGUUCUCUCAGCAGAUCCGAUGGUGCCACUACCGCCACGAUGACUGCAAUUUCUUUGGAUACCAUUAAUAAUGGUAACAGUGUGAUUUAUGACGCUAAUACUGACACUUAUUAUUUUACGGAUGGCUCCAGUUCCAUUAAAAAGUUCAUCAACUCUAAUUCCACUGUUUCAACAUUGGUAUCAAGUGCAACCCCAAUAUUCCUUUCUUAUUUCAACGGAUAUAUUUACUAUACGGAUACCAAUGGCGCGAUCAAACGUGUGGGUAAUGAUGGAACUGAGAUUAAUCUUGGUAUUGCCAUCUCAGGAACUUUGGGUGGCAUCUUUGUGAAUGCCUCCUCUGGAGACAUUUAUUUUGGGGAAGGAACAAUCAUUUACAAGGCAUCACCUACAUGCGAUUCCAACACAGAGUCUUUAAAUGCACCUUAUUGUGACUGUUUAACAGGAUAUUAUAGAGCUAGCAAUUCUCUCAUUUGUGUACCCACUUGUUUUGGUAUUGCACAAGGAGCAAGUGGAGUAUGUAGUGGACAUGGAUCUUGCAAUGGUGUUGACAUUUGUGUAUGUUCAACGAAUUGGGGUGGAUCCAAUUGUUCCAUUCCCAAAUGUUUUGGAAUUUUACAAAACGAAACCUCAACUGUUUGUAAUGGUCAUGGAUCCUGCAAUGGUGUUGACAUUUGUGCCUGCAAUUCGAAUUGGGGUGGAUCCGACUGUUCCAUUCCCAAAUGUUUUGGAAUUUUACAAGGAUCACCAGGUGUCUGUAGUGGGCAUGGAUCCUGCAAUGAUGUCGAUACUUGUGCUUGCCAUUCUGGUUGGUUUGGUUCCAAUUGUUCCAUUCCUAAAUGUUUUGGAAUUUUACAAAACUCAUCGGAUGUGUGUAAUGGAAAUGGCACUUGUAAUAAUCUCGAUACUUGUGUCUGUAACUCUUACUGGGGAGGAGCUAAUUGUUCCAUUCCUAAAUGUUUUGGAAUUUUACAAAACGAAACCUCAACUGUCUGCAGUGGAAAUGGUACUUGCACUGGAGUUGACACUUGUGUUUGCAAUUCGAAUUGGGGUGGCGCUAAUUGUUCUAUACCCAAAUGUUUUGGAAUUUUGAAAGGUGCACCUGGAGUGUGUAGUGGACAUGGUACUUGUAAUGGAGUGGAUACCUGUAAUUGUACUUCAAAUUGGGGUGGCUCUAAUUGUUCUUUACCCAAAUGUUUUGGAAUUUUACAAGGUGCUCCUGGAGUGUGUAGUGGACAUGGCUCCUGUAACAAUGUCGAUACUUGCGUAUGUUCAGCGAAUUGGGGUGGAUCCAAUUGUUCCAUUCCUAAAUGUUUUGGAAUUUUACAGAAUUCAACAAGUGUCUGCAGUGGAAAUGGUACUUGUAUUGGAGUUGAUACUUGUGUCUGUAACUCUUACUGGGGAGGAGCUAAUUGUUCUAUACCCAAAUGUUUUGGUAUUGCUGCAAAUCAAACCACAACUGUAUGCAGUGGAAGAGGAACUUGCACAUCGCCAGAUACUUGUAAUUGCAGAACCAAUUACUACGGAGCAAAUUGUGAAAAAACGAGUUGUAAUGGAAUUGCUUCUGACAAUUUUGUCGAUGUUUGUUAUGGACAUGGUGUUUGCUCCGAUUAUAACAACUGUACUUGCAAUACCGGUUAUGGACCUACCAAUAAUUGUCAAUACCCAAUUUGUGGAGGUUAUUUAGCCAAUGACACUAGAGUUUGUAAUAAUUCUCGUGGUAUUUGUACAUUACCAGAAAGGUGUUCACCUCUUGAUCCUGUUUGUUAUGGAAUGGCAAAGAAUGCCUCUGGUGUGUGUAGUGGAAAUGGUACUUGUAUUGACUGGGAUUUGUGUCUCUGUAACAGUAGCUUUUAUGGUAAUGUUUGCCAAUUUUGGAAAUGUAAUGGCAAAAACUUUAAUGACUCGAGUGUCUGCAGUGCACAUGGUACUUGUGCUUUUGUGAAUUAUUGUGUCUGUAAUAAUGGAUGGUAUGGCUCUAAUUGUGAUGUACCCAUGUGUGUUGGAAAAUUGUCCACUGCACCUGAUGUUUGUAAUUACAAGAAUGGUACUUGUACCACACCUGGACCAUGUUCCUGUAAUAAUGGAUACACAGGUGAUGAUUGUAGUAUUCCAAUCUGUUAUGGAAUAUAUGGAAAUUCAAGUCAAGUUUGUUCUGGAAGAGGUAGCUGUGUCAGUAAGGACAAUUGUAUUUGUGAUCCUGCAAAAUAUGAUGGUAAUCAAUGUGAAAACUACAAGUGUUAUGAAAUUUCUCAAGUGAACUCAAGUGUCUGUAGUGGAAAUGGUACUUGCAUUGGUGUUGAUACUUGUCAAUGUAAUGCCAACUAUACUGGAUCCAAGUGCGAUAUUGUCAAGUGUUCAGGAAUUUCAGGACAAGAUCCUUCUGUGUGUAGUGGAAAUGGUCAAUGCAUUGAUGUGAACAAGUGUCAAUGUAAUUUGGGAUACUAUGGCGCAAAUUGUGAGUACACUACUUGUAAUGGUAUUGCUUCAGAUAGUGCUUUUGUGUGUAACUACAAGAAUGGUACUUGUGCAACCUACAACAAGUGUCAAUGUAAUUCUAAAUGGACUGGAAGUAAUUGUGAAAUCACUUCAUGUUAUGGAAAGUUCUCCAAUGAUGUUUCUGUUUGUAAUGGAAAUGGUGCAUGUCUCUUACCAGAUCAAUGUACAUGCCGUAAUUCAAGCUAUGGUGGAGCAACAUGUCUUCCAAAGUGUUUUGGUAUUCUUGCAGACGUCACUGGUGUCUGUAGUGCACAUGGUUCCUGUGACGCACCUGACACUUGUCGUUGCACCUCUGGAUACCUUUAUUCCGAUUGCUCUCUGUAUUAUGUUCCUGCUUCAGCCAUUGCACUGCAAUUCAAUAGUACCACUGCUUAUGUGAAUGAAGCCUCUACCACACUCACUCUCACACUGAAUCAUACAACUUUUGCAGACACUUAUAUGGGCAAAACAGUGAGAUUUUCAUUCGAUUUUGAAUUUAAUGGACAAGUGUCUUCCAAUAAGACCUAUGAUGUGAUUCCAUCCUCAGCAACCACUAGUGUACAAUUCAUAGCUCCAUCUUUCUCUAGUACUGGUUCUCUGAAGGCUUAUGUUGCAUUGACCGAUGUUACGACUUCUGUGAAGAUUUCAGACCGAGUUCCAUCUUCUGCUGUUGUCUCUAUUCAAGUGCGUCCAAAACCAAGCCCUGUUCCCUCUUCACAACGUAAUACAGAUGGAGGUGGAGGAGGAGGAAAUGGUGGUGUCAUUGCAGCAGGUGUGAUUGUUCCUUUGAUUGUGAUUGGAGGAGCUGCUGGUGUGACAGCCACCAUUGUCUCUGUCAUUGUCUUUAUGAAGAAGAAGGCUGCUGCGGCUGCUGCCAAAGAAAUUACUGCUGCUCAACAUGUGAAUGUGGAAUUGGCUGAAGCCAGUUCUGUUUUUGUCACUUCUCUUUCAAUUACUAUUGCAAUGAUUUUCUCUCGUUCCAUUGCAUCAACAUGGCAUAAAAUUGUUGAGCUUCAACGUCUUAAAGAAUUGUACAAGAGUUUUAUUCCUGCUCAUGUGUUGCUUCAAAUUGAGGCUGAGAAUGGGGAUGAAGAUGAUUACAUGAAAAUAGAAGAUGUUCCAAAAGAGGAAGAUGUGAAAUGA